Molecule: messenger RNA, 1649 nt
Organism: Aspergillus vadensis CBS 113365
Lineage: Eukaryota; Fungi; Ascomycota; Eurotiomycetes; Eurotiales; Aspergillaceae
Product: VOC family protein
Exons: 1
Coding region: 447-1577 (376 amino acids)
Molecular function (GO): oxidoreductase activity
Source: RefSeq, a predicted model, not a curated record
CCGCUGGCACAUUGCCGAACUGCUUUAUCCAUCGUUAAGUUGGCUCGAUAAUUAUUGCUCAUAUAUCACGAAAUACCUCAUCGUUUAUGUAUCGUUUAUUCUCGCGUUCUUCGUCUCGUCCCCUUCAGAAGCCAAUAUAUACACCCUCACAACGAUAUAAUAUACGGCUAUAUACCAGUAUGGACUGGAACCAAGAUAACCUGCGGGCCGGGUUCUGCCAUGCUCUCUCGAAUAUGUAUAAGAGCGAAGUCCCCCUUUACGGGGACCUGGUGGACCUGGUAUGGAAGGCAGAUGCAGAGGCAAUUAAUAGAAGUCGAAAACUAGGAGGCGCAGAUGCCAUUGAUCCCGAUGAGGUAUUGCCCUCCAGAAACCGUGUUGAGAGACAUGGUGCCAUCCGCUUGGGAACCGCGCAGGAGCUAGCCACGAUCAGGCGUAUGUUCGCUGUUAUGGGCAUGUAUCCUGUAGGAUAUUAUGAUCUGAGUGUCGCUGGGUUCCCCAUGCAUGCUACCGCAUUUCGACCAAGGACAAGGGAAGCCCUGGCCAAGCAUCCGUUCCGAGUGUUCACGACCGUCCUGCGCAUGGACUUGUUGACGGAGAGGACACGAGAUCUGGCGCAGAGGGCUCUAAAGCAGAGAAACAUCUUCACCGACCGCUUGGUGGCUUUGAUCAACCACGCUGAGGUACAGGGCCACCUCACCGCUGAUGAGUCCAAGGAGUUCAUCACCGAAGGGCUAGAAACCUUCCGAUGGCACUCCAAGGCCACAGUGACGCUUGAAGAAUACAAGAUCCUCAAGGAGGAGCACCCAUUAAUCGCCGACAUUGUAUCUUUCCCUAGCUGCCACAUAAACCACCUUACUCCUCGAACCAUUGAUAUCGACCUUGUUCAAAAGAUGAUGCAGGACAAUGGUAUGCCGGCGAAAGAGCGGAUUGAAGGACCUCCGCGACGUGAUUGUCCCAUCUUACUACGCCAGACCAGCUUCAAGGCCCUGGAGGAGACGGUAUACUUCCGUGAUGCUAAUGAGGCAUAUGUCAAGGGAUCCCAUACGGCAAGAUUUGGCGAAGUUGAGCAGCGUGGUUAUGCUCUCACGCGGAAAGGCCGGAAGCUGUAUGAUGAAAUCCUCAGUCAGGUUAACAGAGAAGCGGCAGAGACAGGAGCUGGCCCUGAUAAAUAUGAGGAAAUCUUGAGGAAACACUUUGAAGGAUUCCCAGAUGACCUCCGUGAAUUGCAAAAGCAGAAUCUGGCGUACUUCUGCUAUCGAACAACACCCAAGGGUAAAGAAGGAUCUGCAUCAGAAAAGGCAAGUCUCAGCCAGUUAUUGGAGGAUGGCAUUCUCGAGUUCGAGCCCAUCACAUACGAGGACUUUCUUCCCCUAUCUGCCGGAGGUAUCUUCAACUCGAACCUAGGCAACACAUCGCAGUCCAAACGGCUGAUCAUGGAGGCGGAUGCCGACCUGGAUGGGUUCCAGCAGAUGAUGGGAACUCCGACGGUCGAUGAAAUUAGUCUUUAUGAACAGAUGCAGAAGGACAGCCUUGAGAGCUGCCGGGUGGAGCUAGGAUUGAAAGAGAUUGUGGAGUGAAGAUCAGCUUUCUAUGUUGUGUGUUAAGAUAUAAGCGUAUAAUCCUCAAAUUUAUGCAAGCUAUAAACGUCG